Naegleria fowleri is the source of this 2880-nucleotide messenger RNA. RefSeq lists its product as uncharacterized. The record is from RefSeq and is a predicted model, not a curated record. The coding region runs from base 1 to 2880 and encodes 959 amino acids. Lineage: Eukaryota; Heterolobosea; Eutetramitea; Acrasida; Naegleriidae. Gene Ontology annotation, molecular function: RNA-DNA hybrid ribonuclease activity; nucleic acid binding. The transcript has 2 exons.
AUGAAUCAAAUCUCAACAACAUUGAACGAAUCACACUAUGAUUCAUUUGAUGCACUUCAGAAAGACAUAUCAGAAAUGGUUAACAAAUUUUCUUUCAAAGACGAUAAGACCAAUCUCAAAUACAUUAACACAAUCAAUAAGAAAGAAAUCAAAACCAAAGAAAUAGAACUCCUCCAUCUUGUAACACAAGGAAAAGGUCAAAAUAUCGAGGAAAUUGAAAAACUAAGAAAUAAUAUCAAAGUACUAUACAAGGAAACUGGAGCUGAUAUCAAAGCAAAACUAAGUGAAAAUUUCAACAAACAUGACAGCUCAAUGAUUUACCAGUUUGACAAACAUCUAAAAGAAAAAUCAAUAGAUUGGAAAAAUAUCCAAUUCUCUGAAGAAGAAAUUGUGCAUCAUUUUGAAACAAAAUUUACCUCAGUAUCCAAAUCAUCAGACUUUGAAAAUCCACCAUCAACCGUCAAGAAAGGACCGAAAAUACCACAAAUAAGCCUUAAAACAAUUAAAGAGGCGAUAUCGAGAAUGAAAUCCAACACACCCGGUCUAGACUCAAUAUCCUUCCAAAUUAUACGUAAUCUCAAAGACGAACAUCUACAACUUAUUGCUGACCAAUUUGAAAACUGCAUUCAACAAGGUAAUAUCCCUGAAGAAUGGAAAUCUGGUUGGGUUAAAUUACUCCCUAAAAGAGACAUUCAAAAACUAAAUGAUAUUAGACCCAUAACCAUUCUCCCAAUAUAUUACAGAAUACUUUUCAACAUAAUUGCAUACGAAUUAAGACAAUGGGCUUCCAAACACAUCAACUUAAGGCAACAAGCAUUUAUUUCACACAGAAACACAAUGAAUCACGGAUUAUUACUUUCAUCUCUAGCCAAAAAGAACAAGUCGUCAUUCCUUUUGGUAAACUUAGACAUCGAAGGCGCCUAUGAUUCCGUUGAAGAUCAUAUCAUUGAAAAAGCUCUCACUCAUUGUAAGUUUCCAGAUGAGUUGAAAACUUUUAUACUAAACUCAUACAAGAGUCAAAUAUUACAGCUAGAAAUUGAUCACCAUUUCUCUAGACCAUUCACAAAAACAAGAGGAAUACCACAAGGAUGCCCUUUAGCUCCUCUUAUAUAUGAUUGUAUUACUCAACUCAUCAUUGACAAAUGCAUACAACAAUGGAAAAUUUCAAUCAAACCAACCAAGCUUAAUAUUAACGAUAUUGGUUUGCUCUGCUUUGCUGAUGACAUUAAUUUAGUUUCAAACAGAUACUGCAAUUAUAACGAAAGACUUGAUAAUAUCUCUAAAUGGCUCGGCCAAUUAAGUCUAAAAAUUAAUCCUUCAAAAUCCAUGGCAACCACUCUCCCAACUAAAAGCAAAAUGAAGCCAAUGAUAGACGGUACUAUUAUACCAAGAUUCAAAAACCUUCGAGUACUUGGACACUAUCCUUGGGAUGACUCUACUUUAAAUGAAGAUAUUGAAAAAAGAAUCCUCCAAUUUCAACUCUCACUCAAAUAUAUUCCACUGAAAAGAAUGGAGAUAACAAACAUUAAGAAAAAAAGCAAUAAGAAAAUUUUCAUGCAUAAUGCUAGUCCAACAAACUAUUUUCACCUCCCAAUCACCUAUGGCGGACUUGGUAUUCCAAGAUUCGAUAUCUUUGCAGAUGAAAUUCGAAUCAAAACAGCCCUGUAUCUUAUUAACAAUGAUAAUGAACUUCUUAGAGAAGUAUAUUCAGAAGGAAUCAAACACGAAAAUUCGAUUUUUAAGGAAAUGAACAGAUCAAUGAAGAAAUACAAGAUCAGACCUCAACAAUUUAACAAUGACGAAAUCUUUCCAAAACUCAAAGGAAAGAAUUUUACUAUUUACACUGACGGAUCAAAUCUCAACAACUCAACAGGUUUCGGCUUUACCGCCAAAGUUAACAAUUCCCAAGAAACCCAAGAUUUCUCAUACAAAAUUAACAGCGAAUACUCACAUAACGUUGCUGAAUUAUCAGCAAUACUCACAUCACUAAAGAUACUUCCACCUAAAUCUAAGGCAAAAAUUCACACAGAUAGUGAAAUAUCCAUCCACGUUUUGAAAAACAAAGCCUAUAACGGAAUUUUUAACUGCUUCAAGCAUGAAUAUCAACAGGUCAUUCAACAAUCCAAUCUAAAUAUUCAACUAAUCAAAGUUAAAGGUCAUGUCAACAAAGGAAACAUCAAAGCUGACGAAUUAGCUAAGAAAGGAGCUCAAGAGCACAACUAUUUUGACAUUAAGAAGCUAUUUUCGAACCAAACCAUCCUUGCCACAUCUAAUACCAUUAUUUUCGACAUCAAAAAAUCCAUACAAAAGAAAAGAUAUGAUGUAAUGUUUAGCCAAUUUGAUAGAGAUAAUUCCAGUCUACACCUUACCAAGAACUGGUCAUCUAUCAAUCUAAAAUUCAUCAAAUCUAAAAUUGACACAAAUACUAAGUGGUCAAUCUGGAGAAACUUAACAAGCAACCAUAUCAAACAACAUAAGGAAAGACAAUGCGCUCACUGUAAAUGCCCCGGAACUCUAAAACAUUUCAUAUACUAUUGCCCUAAUACUCAAUGCUUUAGGGAUUUUUUCUACACUAAAUUCCUAGAUAUUACAUCAAUGCAAUGUAUCCUCAACGAUUAUCAAGAAUCAAGAUACUGUGAAAGAAGGAAAGUUUUCAUUAUUCAUCAUGACGGAGUAAUGAUUCGAGAUACUCAAAUGCCCAACUUUAAAAAUUCACCAAAUAUUUACCAAAAUUGGCCUGAAAUCCAAACAAUUCUCACCCUACUAGUUGGUAAAUGUCACACCAAGUAUUAUGAAAACUCAAGGUUUAAAAAACCAAUUCAAAAACAAACCCCAAUCCUCACGGAUUUACCAGCACCAGUGGUGCUAACAAUAAACUAA